AUGGGGCGCCGCGGAAACCGCGACCGCGACGACGGCGAGGUCUUAUCCUUCCGCGAGUUUGCGAUCCGCCACCUCGGCGACGACGUCGGCCCCGCGGAGGCGGAGCGCCGCUACGAGCAAUACCAGAGCGACCACGCGGAGGGGUUCCGACGGAAAAACUUCGCCGAGUACAAGGGCGAUCCCGAGCUCGCCAAGAAGUACGAUCCGCGAUCGCUGCGCGAGCCGCUGAAGAAAAGAGACGACGCCGUCGUCGAGGCAGCCGCGGCGCACCACGCGGACCUCGAGUCCGGCGCGAUCGCGCUCCCCGCGCCCGCGGGGGGGGGGGACGGCGACGACGCGGGAGGAGGAGGAGACGAUAAGAUGAUGGACGCCGCCGCCGAAGACGACGGCGGCGCCGCAACCGCCGCGCCGGCGACGGCGGACGACCCCGUGAAGAAGGACUCGCGCGGGCGCUUCCCGGUCCCCCCCGAGUCGUGGCACCCCGCGCGGCUCGCGCGGGACCUGCGCCAAGCGCACCGGCUCGUCCGCGCGCUCGACGCGGAGAAGGGCGUGGAGGCGAACCCGCUCGGUCAGGCGGCGGAGGACGACGACGACGCGCUCCGAGCCGUCCUCGACGCGGCUGAUCCGACGGACGCCGCGAAGACUAAUAAGCACGCCCCGACCGCGACGACCGACGAGAAGAAGGACGCGGACGACGCCGUCGACGAAGACGACGCGAUGGGAGAGGCGGCGCCGCCCGCGGACGACGCGGACGGCGGCGACGGCACCGGCGGCGUCGCCGCGGACGUCCUCGCGUCGCUGCUCGACGCGCGUAUAUUUUACCUCUGGCGCGCGCACGGCGUGGACUACUACGCCGCGAAGGAGCUCACCGUCCACGAGUACCUGACCGCGCCGCCGGCGACGCGCGCGGGGGUGGAUGCGAGCUGCCUGACGCGCCCCGCGAAGCCGAGCGACGAGGAGCUGGAGAGACGCGCGGAGGAGGAGACGCGGAGAGACGCGGAGGCGGCGCGAGGCUUCCAGUCGCCGGCGAGACGGUGGGCGAACCGUCUCGAUCGGUGGACGCGCGAUCGGCUCACGCUGGGCGACCCCGCGCGGAAGAUGCUCGGCGAGGCGAGGCUCGAGCGCGAGCUCGGCGAGUGGAUGGAGUCGUGCGUCGUUCGACACGAGGAGAACAGGUUCGGGUGCACGCUGAGCGCGAAGUUGUUCGUCGGGGUCGAGUACGUCAUAAAGCACAUCAAGACGAAGCAGACGGAGCACGUGGAGGCGCAGACGGAGAAGAUUCUCGAUCAGAUUUACCUCGAGAAUUACCUCGCCGGCGCGAGAGAGGAAGACCGGGAGGCGAAGAGGAAGGGGCGGGCGGCGGCGCGCGAAGCCGGGCGCGAAGCCGCGGGCGGCGACCGCGGCGGCGACCGCGGCGCCGGCGACCGCGGCGGACGCGCGGACGACGAUCGGCGCGGCGGCGACCGCGGCAGAGGCGCCGGCGACCGCGGCCGCGGCGGCAGGAACAACAGCAUGCUCGGCGGCGCGCAGGAGCUCCAGCCCGGGAUGAUGUUUAUGCCCGUCCCCGGCGCCGGUCCCUUGGGGCCGUUCGUGCAGGUGCCCGUCGGAUCGCAGCAGCCCGGCGGCGAGACCGGCGGCGGCGCCGCGGCCGCGGCGCCGCCGAUCCCGACCGGGCCGAUGGUGAUGAUGGCGCCGGGCGGGAGCGGCGGCGCGCGCGCGGUCGGGAAGAAGAACUACACCGAUCUCGACGCGCCGGCGUCGACCAGGGUCGUCCUCGAUUACGGCGACAUCUGA
Molecule: messenger RNA, 1794 nt
Organism: Micromonas pusilla CCMP1545
Lineage: Eukaryota; Viridiplantae; Chlorophyta; Mamiellophyceae; Mamiellales; Mamiellaceae
Exons: 2
Coding region: 1-1794 (597 amino acids)
Biological process (GO): primary miRNA processing; mRNA processing
Cellular component (GO): nuclear body
Source: RefSeq, a predicted model, not a curated record